Messenger RNA from Strongylus vulgaris, 326 nucleotides. NCBI's taxonomy places the organism in Eukaryota, Metazoa, Nematoda, Chromadorea, Rhabditida, Strongylidae. The record is from the annotation of a GenBank genome assembly.
AUGGAAUUACAACAUCUGCUGGUACUUUGCUGUUACGGUGGUCAGCCAUUCAUUGACUUUCAUCUAGCUCCAGCUCACUCUUCUACACAACAGAUAGAUCCUACUGAUUGGCAGGCUAGCGACACAGCAGUAUCUCUUCUCGACAACUCAUCCAUAUCUUUGAUUCCUCAUCUUCACGAUGUCCUGCGACUUGGAAUUUCGCUCACCCUCUGCGAUCUGUUCAACGUCACUUUUUCCACCAGUGCUGAUCAAGCACUUUUCGACCGAUAUCGGGCGAAAUUGGCAUGCCGGUUAGUGGUAGAAUGUAAAAUUUCUGUAGAAUGAAA